AUGCCGACACACGAUCAUACGGGCCAAGGCCAGCUAAAUUUCUGGCAAAUUGCCUGGGACAAAGUACCGAUUGAAGCGCGCAACCAGUUGCAACCCUUGAUCACGCCGGAAGGCACGUCUCGUGCUGUCAAUAAAAACGCAGGUAAAACCAACGAAGACAUUGACGACAUCAUCCAGUUUGCUGCGAAACAACAAAAUGAGUAUGAAGCUAAAGAAUGGAAUGUCAAAAUUGGGUCUCAUGAGUGGAAAAUCCGAAACGGCAUGUCCAAAAUCAUGAACUGGGUGCAAAGGUUCAAAGAGCUGGGCGACAUAUUAGUUUCGAUGGAUCCAGUUCAUGCCGCCCCCCCUUGGGCCGCCUUCCGGCUUUUGCUGCAGUUAUCUAUCGCAGCACGUGAGAAAAUGGAAACCACUAUGGCUAUUCUCGAGCUUGUCAGCCGCCUUGUUCACCAUGGGAGAGUCUUUGAAGAAGUGUACGACAGGGCCAAAGUCGAAGGUUCUGUCGGCCGGCAGGCUCAAAGCAACUUCCAUGGAAGCUUGGUUGACGUUUACGUGCAAAUUCUGCAGAGCUAG
Molecule: messenger RNA, 570 nt
Organism: Ilyonectria robusta
Lineage: Eukaryota; Fungi; Ascomycota; Sordariomycetes; Hypocreales; Nectriaceae
Exons: 2
Coding region: 1-570 (189 amino acids)
Source: RefSeq, a predicted model, not a curated record